Molecule: messenger RNA, 1588 nt
Organism: Ananas comosus (pineapple)
Lineage: Eukaryota; Viridiplantae; Streptophyta; Magnoliopsida; Poales; Bromeliaceae
Product: senescence-specific cysteine protease SAG39-like
Exons: 3
Coding region: 854-1267 (137 amino acids)
Source: RefSeq, a predicted model, not a curated record
AAAACGACAAAAAAAAAAACAAAAGAAAAGAAAAGAAAAGAAAAGCUGUGAGUCGUGAAGCAGCUCCACUGCAUUCCACCCAUCUGGAUUCCGCCAUGGCAACGGCGCCUUCGUCUCCACCCGUUGCUCAUUAGUUUGGUUGAUAGGUGGUGCUACUCCAUUCACGUAAACACAAAAGCAGUGAUAAUGAUUAUAGCCUUUUAUUGGAACCCGAAUCUGAUCUUAAUCCAAAUCCAAAUAUAAUAGUAAAUCCGAACCCGAUAGUAAAAACCUCUUUUUAUAAAAGUAUAAAAGCCCUCUCACACCCUAGAAGCCGGUAAUCGUUUGUUUACCUUCGCACCUUUGUGUAUUUCAUUCCACCAGCAGCGGAUCUUCGCGUCCAAGGCAUUCCGAUCCGGCGAGAGGUCACAGAAGGUAUUCGUUCUCUCGCAUGCGAGAUCUUCACAUCGUUGUGUUGAUUUGAUUUUGUAUUGAUCUUUUAAUUUUGCGUUUAGAUGAUCGCGAUCGAGAUUGAGCUUUCCAGUUCUUGGAUCUAUUCGUUUUCACGUAGUACGAUCGAGUGGUUUCGUGAUUCAUUAUACGUUUUCUUUUUCGUCUGUGGCACGAUUUUGGGGGUUUCAUCGGCGAUGGCGAUGGGUUUCCUCGAAUCUGAUCUACUCAGGGUUUUUCUCCGAAUCAACGUAGAGAAAUCUGAUCUCUGUCCGACCGAUUGGCUUCACUGUCCAUCGGAUUUAGGGUUUUGUCAUAUUUGGAGUUGAUCGUCUACGAUGAAUUAUUGAUGAAGCGUGGAUCAGUCGAUGGAAACUUCUGUUUCCCCCCCUAGAUCGUAACGAGGCUUUUCUAUUCUUCCUCUAUGUCAUGCGAGAGACCACCAGCGAAGACAAGGUUAUUUGUCUGUCUCAGGGGCAAUAUGGCGACGACCACCGUGAAGAACAGCUCCAGCCGGCUGAGCGACGAGGCCAUGCGCCGUAUCCACCAAAAUUGGAUGAGGAGGUAUGAUCGCAAGUAUGCCGACGAGGAUGAAGAGGAGAAACGCUUCAAAAUUUUCAAAGCGACAUUUGAGGAGAUUGAGGAAUACAACACAGGGGAGGAGACUUGCCUGGUCUUACUAAGCCGCUAUUCAGAUCUCACUGAUGAGGAGUUCUUCGCCUUGUCUCCAAAUUUAGAGGACGAUCCGCCGGAAGAGAUGCAGGAUGAUAUCACUAUACGUGAGCUUAGGCGGGAGGAGCACUGUGAUGCCUGUUGCAGGUAUCUGUGUUGCAAGUAGUAGAUGGAUCUCUAGAGAAAAAUGGUGCCUCUAGAGAAAAGGGGGCAGUGUUAUAUUCCUAGUGGGUAGUUUGGUAUUGUCUGGAAAGUUUAGAGAACUACUUGUUAUGCUACUUCUUUGUAUCUUUACUUUCUCCGUUUUUAGGAAGGGUCUCUGUUGGGUCUCUUUUAUUUUUUUUUUCUUCAAUAGUAAAGGAACUUCUAUUCAGCGUCCUGUCUUGUUAAUUUAGUUUCCAUGGACUAAUAGUGUCAUUGUUCUUGUGCUUAAGCACUGCCUAAACAUAUUACCUAUCAAUGGUAUAACUGGUUUUGUAGUUAUAUA